GGGUGGCUGUGACAACUUCUUAAAAUAAGACCACAAUGAAGUUUGCCACAUUGAUUGACUCUUCUUUUCAUGAAAGAUUUCUGUGUAGCAUGCAACGCUUUUGAUAGCAUUUUUUCCUGAGUAGAACCUCUUUCAAAAUUGAAGUCAAUCCUCUUAAACCCUGCCACAGCUUUAUCAACUAAGAUUAUGGAAUAUCUAAAUUUUUUGUUACCAUUUCAACAAUGUUCUUAGCAUCUUCACUAGGAGGAGAUUCUCUCUUAUUUUAUUUAUUUAUUUAUUUAUUUUUUCUGAGGUGGAGUUUCGCUCUUGUUGCCCAGGUUGGAGUACAGUGGUGUGAUCUUGGCACACUGCAACCUCCGCUUCCCAGGUUCAAGUGAUUCUCCUGCCUCAGCCUCCUGAGUAGCUGGGAUUACAGGCGUGCGCCACCACACCUGGCUAAUUUUGAAUUUUUAGUAGAGAUGGAGUUUCUCCAUGUUGGUCAGGCUGGUCUGAAACUCCCGACCUCAGGUGAUCUGCCUACCUCAGCCUCACAAAGUGCUGGGAUUACAGGCGUGAGCCACCAUGUCCGGCCGAGAUUCCCUCUUAAGAAACCACUCUUUGCUCAUCCAUAAGAAGCAACACCUCAUCCAUUCAGCUUUUGUUAAGAGAUUGCAGCAAUUCAAUCACAUCAUCAAACUCUACUUCUACUUCUUGUUUUCUUGCCAUUUCCACCACAUCUACAAUUAUAAGAUCACUAAUUGCAGAUCACAAUAACAGAUGUAAUAAUAAUGAAAAAGUCUGAAAUAUUGAGAGACUCACCAGACUGUGACACAGAUACACAAAGUAAAUGCAUGCUAUUAGAAAAAUGGCUCUGGUAGGUCAGGCAUGGUGGCUCACACCUGUAAUCCCAGCACUUUGGGAGGCCGAGGCGGGUGGAUCACUUGAGGUCAGGAGUUCGAGACCAGCCUGGCCAACAUAGUGAAACCCUGUCUCUACUAAAAAUACAAAAAUUAGCUUGGUGUGGUCGUGGGCUCCUGUAAUCCCAGCUACUGGGGAGGAUGAGGCAGGAGAAUCACUUGAGCCUGGGAGGUAGAGGUUGCAGUGAGCCGAGAUCAUGCCACUGCACUCCAGCCUGGUGACAAAGCAAAAAAGACUGCAUUUGAUUUAAUCUGAUGCAACACAAAAUGGAGCGCCAUAACAUGUGCUAUGUUUGCACUUACAUACAAAGUAGUGUAGCGGAUGCUAAUUUAGUAGAUAAUCAGUAUGGCUAUGUUCCAAUAACUCUUUUAUCAGAAAGUAUAACACUUAAAUAUAUGCCCAGAUACCAAUAACUUUUAGUGACAACUAAUACUGUAAUGUUUAGCACAAUUACUUGCACAUACGAGAAGAUCAGCACAUGGUCACGCAGUUGACUAAAACUGUGCCAGAAAAAUAAUGAGGUUGAGAAGUGGGGAAGUAAGGCUGACAGGAAUUGAGUUAAACCUAAGGAGAAUGGAGAAGUCCUAUCAAUGAUUAGAUAGAAAAGAGACAAGGCAGUCUGGAUGGAAGGACUUAUAUUAUUAAUAUUAGCAGGCUUACUGGUGGUAAGUUAGGUGUGGUCCCAGACAGUGGAGCAAACUAGUCUGGUGGAGACAGGAGCUAGCAUCCUUAGUACUGGGGACUGGUGGCUGCAGCAGGAACUGUCUCCUAAAGAGAACAAGAUGUGGGAGAAAGGGAAAAAACUCAGUUUCUAGCUCUCUAUUUCUAAAUUACUCAGAAAGCAGACAACUUUCUCAGGCUUUCGAUUAGGGUUUUCAGUUGAGGAUGCUUAGAAAAAUUUUAAAGAUUCACUCUCCCCACUCCACUCUAGCAUCUUUCCACCUGCUUGCAGACAAAUUUCAAGUAGCAAAUCCACAAAGAGAAUAAGUGUUUUAAAUUUACAUAAGUAAUGGAAAUAACAAUAUAAUAAAAAUGAGUUCUAGUUUAAAAAAUCAGGCAGCAAAUGCUAGGGAACUUCAAAAAGUUCAUGGAAAAACUGAAAGAUAAAAAUAGGCCAGGGCUGGGCACAGUGGCUCAAGGCUGUAAUCCCAGCACUUUGGGAGACUGAGGUGGGUGGAUCACUUGAGGUCAGGAGUUCAAGACCAGCCUGGCCAACAUGGUGAAACCCAUCUCUACUAAAAAUACAAAAAACUAGCCAGGCAUGGUGGUGCAUGCCUGUAAUCCCAGCUACCUGGGAGGCUGAGACAGGAGAAUCACAUGAACCCAGGAGGGGGAGGUUGCAGUGAGCCAAGAUUAUACCAUUGCACCCCAGCCUGGGUGACAGAGCAAGACUUCAUCUCAAAAAAGAAAAAAAAAAGGCCAGGUGUGGUGGCUCACACCUGUAAUCCUGAUACUUUGGGAGGCUGAGGCAGCAGGAUCACUGGAGCCCAGGAGGUCGAGGCUGCAGUGAGCCACGAUCUUGCCACUAUACUCCAGCCUGGGCAACAAAGCGAGACCCUGUCUCAAAAAAGAAAACAGAUAAAAAUAUAAAACAUAAACUUUAUUUUUCAACAUAAGCUCCGUCAAGUUUAAGACACUUUCGUAAGCAAUGACUCCAGCCACUUAGUCCAUUCCAAAAUAAAUGAUGGUCCUGGAUAUUUAAUCAUGUUAAUGCAGUCUGUUUAUUAACUAAGGAAAAAUGGGUGCCCUUUAAAGUUUUUUUUUUUUUAAGAUUAGGAAACAGGAAGUCAGAAGAAGCCAAAUUAGAACUCCUAAGGUAGAUGCCUAAUGAUUUACCAUCAAAAUUCAAAAUUUUCCUUGUUUGAUGAGAGGAAUGAGCAGGAGCAUUGUCCUAGUGGAGAAGCAAUCUCUGGUGAAGCUUACCUGGGCAUUUUUCUGCUAAAACUUUGGCUGUCUCUAAACAUUCUCAUAUUUUUUUUUUCUUUUUGUAGAGAUAGGUCUUGCUAUGUUGCCCAGACUGGUCUUGAACUCCUGGCCUCAAUGGAUCCUCCUGCCUUGGCCACCAAAAGUGCUGAGACUACAGGCAUAAGCCACUAUACCCAGCCUCAAAACACCUUUAUAAUAAGCAGACGUUAUUGUUCUUUGGCUCUCCAGAAAGUCAACAAGAAAAAUGCUUUGAGCAUCCCAAAAAAUAGUUGCCAUGACCUUUGCUUUUGACUAGUCCACUUUUAUUUUGACUGGACCACUUCCACCCUUGGUAGCUAUUGCUCUGUUUGUGCUUUGUCUUCAGGAUUAUUCUGGUAAAGCCAUGUUUCAUCUCCUGUUACAAUUCUUGGAAGAAAUCCUUCAGGAUCUUGAUCCCACUUGUUUAAAAUUUUUAUUGAAAGACAACUGAAAUUUUAAGUAGAAAACCCACCGAGAGAACAAAAGUACUCUUGUCUGUAGCUGAUCUGGGUGCAAUAGUUUCGGUACCCAUCAAGUGGAAAGUUUGCUCAAGUUUAAUUUUUCUGUCAGCAUUGUGUAAGCUGAACCAACUGAGACAUCUAUGAUGUUGGAUAUUGUAUUAGUCCAUUCUCGCACUGCUAUAAAGAACUACAUGAGGUCGGGCGUGGUGGCUCACACCUGUAAUCCCAGCACUUUGGGAGGCCAAGGCAGGUGGAUCACCUGAGAUCAGGAGUUUGAGACAAACCUGGCCAACAUGGUGAAACCCCAUAUCUACUAAAAAUACAAAAAUUUGCUGGGCGUGAUGGCAAACACCUGUAAUCCCAGCUACUCACAAGGCUGAGGCAGGAGAAUCACUUGAACCUGGGAGGCGGAGCUUGCAGUAAACCGAGAGAGCACCACUGCAUUCUAGUCUGGGUGACAAGAGCGAAACUCUGUCCUCCCAAAAAAGAAUUACCUGAGGGUGGGUAUUGUAUAAAGAAAAGAAGCUUGACUCAGUUCCACAGGCUCUACAGGAAGCAUGGCUGGGAGGCUCAGGAAACUUAAAAUCAUGGGAGAAGGGGAAGAAAGUACAUCUUCACAUGGCCAGCAGGAGACAGCAAGCGAAGAGGGAGGUGCUACACACUUUCAAACAACCAGAUCUUGUGAGAACUCUAUCAUGGGACAGCACUAGGGCAAUGGUGCUAAACCAUCAGAAGCCAUGCACAUGAUCCAAUCAUCUCCCUCCAUGUCCCUCCUCCAACACUUCCUGUCAUUACACUUCUGCAUGAGAUUUGGGUGGGGACACAGAGCCAAACCAUAUUAGAUAUUGUCUGUGCUAUAAUCUCUGGUUCUCUUCAAUGAGGGCACAAACGAUUAAUUUUUUCUUCACAAAUUGCUGAGAAUGGUCUGCUGCUACGGGCUUCAUCUUCAACAUUGUCUCAUCUCUUGAAAUGAAUUAUCCAUUUGUAAACUGCAGAUCUCCUUGGGGUAUUGUCCCCAUAACCUUUAUGUGAAGCAUCAAUGAUUUCACCAUUCUUCCACCCAAACCUCACCAUAAAUUUGAUGUGUGUUCUUGCUUCAAUUUUAGCAGAAUUUAUGUUUCUCUGAUAAAAGAGCUCUUUUCUAAAUGUCUUAUCAUAGUGUCCCUCACUAGAUCCUGUUCAGACAUGUUACAAAAAGUUAGUUUAUUUUGGUGCAAAAAAAAAUGAAAUUCAUACACACUUUUUUAUAAUACAUAUUUUUCAUGAAAAUUUAGAAGAACACUUAUAUAGAUGAAUGAUAGAUUAUCAAAGUUUUCCUAGAUUUGUCAGGCUUUAUUCUUCACAGUUUUCAAAUGAAAGGGCCUGGAGAAACCGAAGAACUAAAAGGGUUGCAGAAAGAGUCCUGAGGGGAAAGAAAAAUUGAUAUACUCACAUCUUCGACCUAGGCAACAAAAGUUAUGAGUCAAGAUAUUUGGUCACAUAACUAAAGAUAACUUAGGUUUUAUGAUAUUUUUGUUUUUUGUUUUGUUUUUGUCGUUUAAAAUAGGGAAAUUUUAAGUGAAAUAUCAAUGAACAGUCCCAUUCCCUAUCCUCACCAUUGGUACAGUGGAUCUUGUUUUUCUUAAUGUGGUACAUAUUAAUAAAAUUUAUGAGACCUAAGGUCUAUUGCAUUUGAAAGAUUAGCCAACAUAAAUGGUAUACUUUUAUAAAACUCGUUAAAAUGACAAAAAUGGUUUCAUAUUUUUGAGGAACAAAUGAUCUAAAAUACUUAAUACAAAUUGGCAUUACCUUGAACACAUUGCAUCAUGAUUACAUGAAAGAGCUGCUGAAAUGGUCAUGUGUUCAGAGACUACUACAUCUGUAGGCUUAAUAGUAAACGUUUGGUUGGUUGGUUGGUCGGCUGGUUGGUUUGCUGCUUAGCAUCAGGACACCCACCCCUUGUGUGGGAAAUAUACAAUUGUGUGAGUCUAUGGGUUGAAAUCCAAAAAGCCUGAUGUUUUUUCUCAUUCCUGGCAACCAAGGGAUAUGACCAAAUUGGGUCAAUUGAAUGCCCUUGCCCCUAACUGUGAACAGAGAGUAGUGUUACAAACAAGGAAUAAAAGAUUAGAAUCAAUGCCAGUGUCUUUCCAUUGCCCCAUCGUGUCAGGGUCCAAGUGUUGAGUAGCUGUGGUCCCUUAACCAGCCUGUACCUUUGGCCAUGGCACCAGCUACCUACUUUCCCUAUGUCCCCAAGUUAUCUGGUAACCAUUCAGGAAAUUUUUUUCCUACUUAGGUAUACAAAAAACAGUGUCAGUUUUUGCUUGACAGAUUAAAUCAUCCUUCAGAGAUGCAGGAAAACUAUUAGCAGCCAAGGGAUGCUGCCAAGGCCAGUGUCUGGGCUCUGCAGUUUUCUAACUUGUGAUAUUGGGUCACCCCACUAAGCUCCAGGAGAGCAGCGACUGCAUCUGGCUUAAUCAUUAUGGGAUGGCCAGCUCCCAACUCCAUGCCCUAGGCAAAGAGACAUUCAGUGAAUAUUGAUUUGACUUUGACUUGAUUGAACAAAAUAGUAACACUGAACUCUAGGUUUCCUCAGUAUCUGUUACAGAUUUCUUGAUCCUGACUGCUUUUAAUUUUUUUUUUUUUUUAGCAAGAAAUAACUAACGAAUGAUGACACUAAGCUUUAAAUUCAAGUAAAUAUGAGGCUGGUUUUUUUUUUUUUCCGCAUAAGCAGAAAUGAGGAAAUCAAGAGGAAGAGAUUAGAUUUCUGUUGUGAUAAAUCGAAUCUGCUAAAUGCCAUGACUUUUUAAUUGUCUUAAUCACAAGUUAAACCGGUUGUGUUGCUGCUUAGAUGGCUAUAUAUUUGUUUAAAAGUACAGCAGUCCCUCCUUCUGGACUUUGAUCCUACAAAAACAACUGUCAUCUAACUCACCCUCAGACUGUCACUGGAACACCUGCAUGAAGAAUGUUCUUUCAUUUUUUAAGAACGAUUUUGCAUAUAUGAUUUAUUUCAGCUUUCAAAAUGAUUAGAAAACUUUUUAUUGUUCUACUUUUGUUGCUUGUGACUAUAGAAGAAGCAAGGAUGUCAUCGCUCAGUUUUCUGAAUAUAGAGAAGACUGAAAUACUAUUUUUCACAAAGACUGAAGAAACCAUCCUUGUAAGUUCAAGCUACGAAAAUAAACGGCCUAAUUCCAGCCACCUCUUUGUGAAAAUAGAAGAUCCUAAAAUACUACAAAUGGUGAAUGUGGCCAAGAAGAUCUCAUCAGAUGCUACAAACUUUACCAUAAAUCUGGUGACUGAUGAAGAAGGAGAAACAAAUGUGACUAUUCAACUCUGGGAUUCUGAAGGUAGGCAAGAAAGACUCAUUGAAGAAAUCAAGAAUGUGAAAGUCAAAGUGCUCAAACAAAAAGACAGUCUUCUCCAGGCACCAAUGCAUAUUGAUAGAAAUAUCCUAAUGCUUAUUUUACCACUAAUACUAUUGAAUAAGUGUGCAUUUGGUUGCAAGAUUGAAUUACAGCUGUUUCAAACAGUAUGGAAGAGACCUUUGCCAGUAAUUCUUGGGGCAGUUACACAGUUUUUUCUGAUGCCAUUUUGCGGAUUUCUUUUGUCUCAGAUUGUGGCAUUGCCUGAGGCGCAAGCUUUUGGAGUUGUAAUGACCUGCACGUGCCCAGGAGGGGGUGGGGGCUAUCUCUUUGCUCUGCUUCUAGAUGGAGAUUUCACAUUGGCCAUUUUGAUGACUUGCACAUCAACAUUAUUGGCUCUGAUCAUGAUGCCUGUCAAUUCUUAUAUAUACAGUAAGAUAUUAGGGUUGUCAGGUACAUUCCAUAUUCCUGUUUCUAAAAUUGUGUCAACACUCCUUUUCAUACUUGUGCCAGUAUCAAUUGGAAUAGUCAUCAAGCGUAGAAUACCUGAAAAAGCAAGCUUAUUAGAGAGAAUAAUUAGACCUCUGAGUUUUAUUUUAAUGUUCGUAGGAAUUUAUUUGACUUUCACAGUGGGAUUAGUGUUCUUAAAAACAGAUAACCUAGAGGUGAUUCUGUUGGGUCUCUUAGUUCCUGCUUUGGGUUUGCUGUUUGGGUACUCCUUUGCUAAAGUUUGUAUGCUGCCUCUUCCUGUUUGUAAAACUGUUGCUAUUGAAAGUGGGAUGUUAAAUAGUUUCUUAGCUCUUGCCGUUAUUCAGCUGUCUUUUCCACAGUCCAAGGCCAAUUUAGCUUCUGUGGCUCCUUUUACAGUAGCCAUGUGUUCUGGAUGUGAAAUGUUACUGAUCAUUCUAGUUUACAAGGCUAAGAAAAAAUGUAUCUUUUUCUUACAAGAUAAAAGGAAAAGAAAUUUCCUAAUCUAACAAUUAAAGCAUUACUGAAUUCCUACUCUGGGUAGGGCACUGCGGGAGAGUAAAAGAAUAACUAUAAUGAUACCUGCUCUUAAGCCACUUAUAAUGUAAUUAAAAAUCUGACAUUGGGUAGAGAAUACAUAUAUAUAUACACACAUACACACACACACACACACAUUCGUAUAUGCUAAGUACUCAAUGAGUGGUGGAGAUGAUAGUACAGAAGUUCAGAGGAAGGAGACAACUUUGCAACUGUGUUGGUUUGAGAAUGUUUUAUAGGCUAUGAUGUCAAUAUGAUACCUUCAGUGGUCUCCUAAAUGAGACAGAGCAAUAGAAAACUUAUUUAGUGAUUAUGACAUAUCCUAAGUACUAAAAGAAGGAACACCCAUAUAGCAGACAUUUGAUAAAUUCUCACUCAGUGAAUGAAUUUGUAAAUUUCAUUAGCACAUCAAAAUAAGUAUGUUUUAAAGUAAAUGUGGCAUCUCUGCCCUCAGAGCUAAGCUUUCUCCUGUCUUCCGUGUUAACCCACCAAAGGCAUUACUGUUUACCCCACAACACAGGGUCAGCUCUUCGACCUCAUCUCUCUUCUGUCUUCUUUCUUUCUUUCUUUCUUUAUAGUGAAUGUAUUUCCUACAGAAACAGCCUAUAAUUCAAUUGCCAGUGCUCUUCUCAAUUCUCAGUGCUAUCACUUUUUUCUGCACUAUAUUGCUUCUUCCCUAAACCUUUCUAAAUUGGCUUCUGGCCUGUCUCUCCACCCUCUACUCACUGUCAGAUUAAUUUUCCUAAAAUCUAACAUUGACCAUAUAAUUUCCCAGCAAUGAAGACUUUUUGCUUUUUAAAUGAAUUUGUAUUUCUUAAUGAGUAGAGUAUUUAUUAUACUCUACUGCCUGACCUUAACCUAGCUUCCCAGUUUUAUUUAUUUAUUUAUUUAUUUAUUUUUUUGAGAAGGAGUCUCACUUUGUCACACAGUCUGGAGUGCAGUGGUGCGAUCUCGGCUCACUGCAACCUCCGCCUCCCAGGUUCAAGUGAUUCUCCUGCCUCAGCCUCACCAGUAGCUGGGAUUACAGGCGCCUGCCACCACGCCCAGCUAAUUUUUGUAUUUUUAGUAGAAAAGGGGUUUCACCAUCUUGGCCAGGUUGGUCUUGAACUCCUGACCUUGUGAUCCAUGUGCCUCAGCCUCCCAGAGUGCUAGGAUUACAGGCUUGAGCCACCACGCCCAGCCAGUUUCCCAGUUUCAUUAUAUCUCCUCUCUCACAUCAUUACACAUAGUCUUUUACCCAAACAGAAUGACUUAGUAUGUUAUGAGUAUUGUUCAUUCCAGCUAACCUAGCUUGUUUUAUGACUAUUUGUGUCCUGUUUAAAUUUUCCUAUUUUGCUGUAAGUCUUUGAGCAUAAUACCUAUGUUUAUUCAUUUUGAUAUUCCCUAUCACAUCUAACAGAGUAUCUUCUGUGUGCUUAUUCAAAUAAUGUGUUGAAGCACAGACUAGUGCCCAAAUAAAUAGUGUGCUUUUCAAAAACCUCCUUUUAAUCUUCAGUGAAAAUUUUUAUUAUCUAGGGCAAGUCUACAAUCUUGUGCAAGAAAGUGUGGGAUCGAGAAUAGGAAAUAUCACUCUAAAUAAUCCUGCUUUCCCUAUUUCCUAGCCUUACGGCAAAUUAUUUAAUCUUCUUAUAGUCCAGUUUUCUCAUUUAACAAAUGAAGCUAAUGGUGUCAACUCCAUAGAUUGUCCUAGGAAUUAAGUGAGAGUAUACAUGUAAUGUGCUUGGAAGAGUGCCUGGGACAUAGUAAGUGCUAUUGUUUUAUCAGUUUUAACUUUCAACCCUGGUAGAUCUGCUGCUAGUUUGAAAUAGCAAUCGUAUAACUAUGUAUGGAGCCUAAAACUUUCAACAUUUUCUAUCAGUACUAUUCACCAUCUUGAUCAUAGAAUUAGAGAAUUUUUGUUUACUUUGCCAGUUGAUAAGAUAACCAAGGUUGUUUUUUCUUUAAAUGCCACCAAAUCCAGUAUAU
Messenger RNA from Gorilla gorilla gorilla (western lowland gorilla), 9610 nucleotides. RefSeq names its product sodium/bile acid cotransporter 5. Gene Ontology annotation, cellular component: membrane. Gene Ontology annotation, molecular function: bile acid:sodium symporter activity. NCBI's taxonomy places the organism in Eukaryota, Metazoa, Chordata, Mammalia, Primates, Hominidae. The coding region runs from base 6301 to 7617 and encodes 438 amino acids. The record is from RefSeq and is a predicted model, not a curated record. The transcript has a single exon. Gene Ontology annotation, biological process: bile acid and bile salt transport.